Emericellopsis cladophorae is the source of this 1245-nucleotide messenger RNA. RefSeq lists its product as uncharacterized. Gene Ontology annotation, molecular function: transcription coregulator activity. NCBI's taxonomy places the organism in Eukaryota, Fungi, Ascomycota, Sordariomycetes, Hypocreales, Bionectriaceae. Gene Ontology annotation, cellular component: SBF transcription complex; cytoplasm. Bases 1 to 1245 code for a protein of 414 amino acids. The transcript has 4 exons. The record is from RefSeq and is a predicted model, not a curated record.
AUGGCAUCCACUGGGCUCGACCGUCCCGGCGCUGGGGUCGGCAACGCGACGGUCGCGUCCUCCAUCUCCGCCACAAGAGCGAUCCUCGUCGUCAGCGAGGCGAGCCAGCUGCAUCAGCUGUCGGCUCUCGCGGCUGCCCAGGAUCGGAUGUCAACCGGUCAAGGCGAUGUUCUUUCGAGGAAACGGAUGGCGGAUGGCGAGGUGAAGAGUUGCAACAAAGGACACUCUCGAAAUACAAGCGCUGUGAGCGCCAUCUCGACUGCUAGCACGAUUGGCGAUCUAUCACACGAUCUCAAGACGCGUCUGUCAUAUGCCAUGAUCAAGGUCAACAACGGCUGGCAGUAUCGCUCUCUCAAUGAAGUCGAGACACUGGCCUCUCAAGGCGUAUCGCCAACCUCUAGCACUUCUACCCCUGGUCAUCGCCGCAAUGGGUCGUCUGCCAGUCCGCAGAUGGGCGCGCGGCCCAUGGUUCAUUUUGUCGACGGCCCAGUACCCAGACGAAAGUCCAACUCGCCGCCGCGCCUUGGACAUCAACAAGGUCUCGCGCCCCCAGCGUCUAUCCGGCCGUCAGUUGGUAUGGCGCCCACCGGCUCACAUCCUCGCCGCAAUUCGAACACCCGCUAUACCCCUACAAUGCUCUCACAGUCACGUUCUGCCGGUGGACCUCGAACACCAGCGCAGCUGUCGGCCCUUCAGACAAACCUCUUACGACCAGGGGCGCAAGUGCAAUUACCACAGCCCAACAAUCGAGAACAGGAUGCCAUCGAGACGCUAUUGUUCAUGAGCAGCCCCAACAACUCGGCUAAUUUAAAGCAUUCCUUUUCCCCGGCAGGCUCACCCGGGCCUAGCUCCCAGCCUAUUCCCAAGAGCACGACGCGCCAGCCUUUGCCAACUGGGCCUAGGAAGGCACUUCCUGGGCAGAAGACGGGGCAAGGUGCCAAACGGGUUGGGUUCGACGCUUCGCCAGGCCAGGCGGUCGCUCCUGGCUCGCCGAUGGAGCUUGACUCUCCGCACCGCGAUAGCCCUCGUGGGAUGUCGCGAAGGAGGACCGAUGCCGGAGGACACGUGCGGAGCGCGAUGUCCUUGCCCAGCGCUCUAGGUAUCACGCACGUCCCCCUCCGAAAACCAAUGAGCGACAAAGAUAUAGACCGGAUGCUCGAUCGAGGCGACGAUGGAAACAACAGCUCUGACGAUGAGGAAAUCCAGAUUCCUCGGAGAAACGGCGUGGGGGCUAUACACGCUUGA